Limanda limanda (common dab) is the source of this 2253-nucleotide messenger RNA. RefSeq names its product zinc finger TRAF-type containing 1 (gene zftraf1). Bases 791 to 1921 code for a protein of 376 amino acids. Gene Ontology annotation, cellular component: nucleus. Lineage: Eukaryota; Metazoa; Chordata; Actinopteri; Pleuronectiformes; Pleuronectidae. The record is from RefSeq and is a predicted model, not a curated record. The transcript is spliced from 6 exons. Gene Ontology annotation, molecular function: zinc ion binding.
AUUCCGCUGUCAGCCAGUUCCCUGCUGGAGCAACACAGAGAGGGGCCGCGGCAGAUAGGUGCAGCAAAGAGACAGAUUCACGUCCUAACACGCUGCUCCAGAACCGGGCCGAGCCGUACCGAGUCAGACCCGGAGCGGUGAGCGGCCGAGCGGGGUGAAGUCGGGGGAGACGGACAGGGGAAGGGAGGAAAAAAAAAAACAACAAAAAAACAAAGAUGGCUGUGUAGCCGGAGAGACGAGUUCCAACAGAACUGUCUCCAGCCGCGGAUCUGAGUCGUCGACAGGUCCCGUGGACAGUCUGCGGGUCCCGGAGAGGGGACGGUGCCGAGCUGAGCCGAGCCGGGCCGAGCCGAGCCGAGCCGGGCCGCGGGCACGAGCCUGUGAUCUGCUGUCACUGCGGUUCACAACAGCUGAGGGACGAGUUGUUUUUGUUCUGCCCGAGAGGACUCUGCUGUGUUUGUGUCCACGUAGCUAGCUCGCUAGCCUCACUGUAAGUCCACUGCUCCGGUCGACACUUGUACUAUAUUCACUCCCGUUAUUACACCGUCGUUCGCUUGUUACGCGCUUUCAACUUCCGCAGUGUGCGGCGGCAUUAAUACCAAGUUAGCCCGCAUUCCUGUGUGUGACAGCCCGCUGCCGUAGCGCUAGCCCGGCUAACGCUAGCAUAGCUGUCAGCUGACCGUUAGCUUGACAGGCUGCGAGCUAGUCCCGAGCUAACCUGCUAACGGUUCGGGCUCAGCGUGGCCGCCGCAGCUUCUCCCCGGACGGUUCCUACUAGACACCCGUCGCCAUGUCUUCGCUGGAGGAGAGGGACGUGGGCGUUGCGGCCGCCCCUGGCUCCUCCUCGGGAGGCCUGGGGGUCGGGGCCGUGGGGGCAGCGGUGGAGGCUGUCGCCGGGGUCGCUGCCAUGCAGGAGGAGGUCGGCAUGAGACGAGACGGGCCCGAGCCCGACCCGGACGCGCCGCCCAAGAAGCGGGUGCGAGUGCCCGAGGGAGAGUCAGGCAAGCUGGAGGAGAGACUGUACUCUGUGCUGUGCUGCACCGUGUGCCUAGACUUGCCCAAGGCGUCUGUAUACCAGUGUACCAAUGGUCACCUGAUGUGUGCAGGCUGUUUUAUCCACCUCCUGGCCGAUUCUCGUCUCAAGGAGGAACAGGCCACGUGUCCCAACUGCAGGUGUGAGAUCAGCAAAAACCUGUGCUGCAGGAACCUGGCUGUGGAGAAGGCUGUCAGCGAGCUGCCGACAGAUUGUGCCUUCUGCCUAAAACAAUUCCCCCGCUCCAGCCUAGAGAGGCACAAGAAAGAGGAGUGUCAAGACAGGGUGACACAGUGCAAGUACAAGAGGAUCGGCUGCCCUUGGCAAGGUCCGUUCCACGAGCUGCCGGCGCAUGAGGGCGAGUGCUCCCAUCCCACUAAGACUGGCACAGAGCUGAUGGGAAUCCUGGGAGAGAUGGACCAGAACCACCGCAGAGACAUGCAGCUCUACAACACCAUCUUUGGCCUGCUGUGCUACGAAAAGAUCGGGUUUACAGAGGUGCAGUUCAGGCCGUACCGCACUGAUGACUUCAUCACCCGCCUGUACUAUGAGACACCGCGCUUCACAGUUCUCAACCAGACGUGGGUGCUGAAGGCCCGCGUUAACGACUCCGAGCGCAACCCCAACCUCUCCUGCAAGCGCACCCUCUCCUUCCAGCUACUGCUCAAGAGCAAGGUGAAUUCAGCUCUGGAGUGCUCCUUCCUGCUGCUGAAGGGCCCGUACGACGACGUGCGGAUCAAGCCUGUCAUCCACCACCACUCCUUCAGCAACGACACCAAUGAGACCGAAUACGUCCAUCUGCCCAUCUCCGAUUCGGUGGAGUGCAACAAACUGCUGGCCGCCAAAAACAUCAACCUGCGCCUGUUCAUCUUCCAAGUCCAAAAAUAAAAGAGUGAGGGAAGAAGAGGAGGAGGAAGAAGAAGAGGAGGAGGAGGAGGAAGAUGGAAAGGACGAGGAAGAAGGAUGGUGACGUAGGAGGAGGGGCAGAGAGGAAGGAUGUGAUGAAGAUAAAAGAGAGACACCACUGAACCACUGAUACCUCUUAACACCUACACACACACACACACACACACAGUCGCGCAGGGUACACACGCUUCCACACACAUUUAUAUAUAUUUACACACACACACACACACACACGCCACUAAUUACACUUACCUCCUUUUACAAGAUAGUGAGACCCCUUGUUUGGGGGGAGCUGUGCGUUGCUAUGGAGAUGG